Oikopleura dioica is the source of this 2004-nucleotide messenger RNA. The record is from the annotation of a GenBank genome assembly. Lineage: Eukaryota; Metazoa; Chordata; Appendicularia; Copelata; Oikopleuridae.
AUGAGAACAGUCCGAAUCCGGACGGGUUCUGCGAUUCGCCUCGUCGUCGUAUUCCUUGUUGUUUCUUGUCUACUGUACACGUUCGCGUUCCCGCAUUCUGAUUCUGAACAAAAAGAGGCAAAGAAAGCGAAAAAACAUGCAAAGCACCAUUCCGAAGCCAAGGACAAAGAAUAUCCGGAUUUCGGCGCAGUGAAAGAGGAAGUAAAAGACCCUCUUGAUAUUGACCGAAAAGUUCUCCCUGAUCGACACGAGUCUGAUCUCGAGUUUCCACACAUUGGAGGCAAUGAAGUUGAUUUCAACGAGAGACGAAAAGCUCCAACUGUUGUUAAAAAUUCUGGUCGCAAACCAGAAACGAUGAAGACCUGGGAUGGACGAACUGUGACUCUGGUUGGUCGAGGAAUAGACGAAAAUGUUCCAGAGCCAUAUUACCGACCUGACGGAAAAGAUGGCAAUUGGGAGCACAAUCCUCCCAUUGAUGAGACUGGCCAUGAUGGUCCAGGAGAGCGAGGAGCAUCUGUUCAUACUCUGCCAGAAGAAGAAGAGCAUGUCAAAGAAAUCAUCAAAGAAUUCGGCUUCAACUUGGUCAAUUCCGAUAAAAUUUCCAUGGACCGAUUGCCCAAAGAUCUUCGUGACAAGGAAUGCGUCUCAAUCGACUACCCAGAAAAGCUUCCAAUGGUGUCUGUCGUCGUUGUCUUCCACAAUGAAGGAUGGGGACCUCUCGUAAGAACCUUCCACUCAGUCGUUAAUCGAACUCCUCCAGAACUUCUCGGUGAAAUCGUCAUCAUUGACGACGGAUCCAUCAUCAAAGACAAACCCCAUCUUGGCCAGCCUCUAGAAGAGUACAUCAAGCGAUGGAACGGAAAAGUGAAGCUUUACAGAAACGCUCGACGAGAGGGCCUCAUUCGAGCGCGCUCAAUUGGCGCUCAGCAUGCUACUUUUGAAGUCCUUGUCUUCCUCGAUGCUCAUUGUGAGGCUGGAUACAAUUGGCUGCCGCCACUUAUUGCGCCCAUUGCUAGAAACGAUAGAAUUUCAACAGUCCCACUUAUCGACUCCAUUGACGGCCAGCGUUACACUUUCAGUGGCCAAGCCGGUGGAGAUAGCCACGGACGCGCCCAAGGAGGAUGGGAAUGGAACUUUUGUGGAAGAGAUACCCACUUCCGAAGAAAGACCAUGGCUGGAGGACUUUUCGCCAUCAACAGAGAGCAUUUUAACAAUGUUGGAAUGUACGACCCAGGACUGGAGAUUUGGGGCGGGGAGCAGUAUGAAAUCUCUUAUAAACUUUGGAUGUGCGGCGGAGGCGUGUACUUUGUUCCAUGCUCAAGAGUCGGUCACGUCUACAGACUUGAAGGAUGGGGUGGAAAUCCACCACCAGAAUAUGUUCCUUCAAAUCCUUCUUUCAGAAAUUACAGAAGAGUUAUCGAAGUUUGGUGGGACGACUGGGCAAAGUACUUUUACUGGAACCGACCGGAGUUGCAAAAGCUCGACUACGGUGAUGUUAGCGAACAAGUCAAGUUCCGACACGAUCACUGUCCCCACAACUUCACCUGGCUGAUGGAAGAAGUCGCUUAUGGAAUCACAGACAUGUACGACGCUCCAAAUGAGCUCCUUGCUUGGGGCGAAAUCAGAGGCAAAGGGUCUAACAUCUGCGUCGAUUCUAUGGGCCACAAAGAUAAUGAUGGCCCCGCAGAGUCCUGGUAUUGUCACAAACAAGGAGGAAACCAACUCUUCAGAAUCCACGCUGGUGGUUUUAUUGCUCAAAAUCUUCAAUGUCUCUAUCCAGCGAGUGACAACUCAAAGAUGAACAUCCAUGCAUGCGAAAGAGUCAACAGCCCUUCGAACGCAUGGAAAUUCAAUCUCGAUACAGAUGGAACAUUCCGUUACAAAGGCAAAUGUCUGACCAGAAGCAAUGAUGCAGAUAAACCCACUGGACCCUUAACUAUUGAAGACUGCCGACCCGAUGACAUUUACCAGCAAUGGGAAGUCAACGAAGAAGCCGUCUUAUAA